AAAAACCCCAAUUUUGCGAAAUCCAAUUUUACACCCAGAAACCCUAAUUCUUCUUACUUUGAUUUGAUUUGGUGUUGGGAACAAUGGACGAUUAUACAAGAGAGAUGAUGGAUCUCAAGACUUUGGUCACUCGAACCCUAGAGAAGAAAGGUGUUCUCGCUAAGAUCCGGGCUGAGCUCCGUGCAAGUGUGUUUGAGGCAAUUGAAGAUGAGGAUAGAGUCAUAGAGAACAAUGAAGGACUCCCUCCAGCUUUGUUGGGAAGCUGCAAUGAGCGUGCAAGGAAGCUUCAUGCUUCUCCUUCAGGCAGGUUACUAUCUGCGUUGAUUUGUGAAUACUUGGACUGGGCACAACUUAAUCACACGCUCAAAGUUUAUCAACCUGAAAGCAAUUUGCCAAAAGAUUCGUGGAAGUCUGAGUUACGCGACUUUAAUAGCAACAAUGGUUUUGAGCUCAACAGAAAUGGAGAUAGUGGACCUCUUCUUCUCGAUGUUCUUGAAGGAUUCUUGAAAUUUGAGAGCAUGACGCAGGGCAUGGGUGGUAGUUCAAGGAGAGAUUCAGAAACAGAGUCGUCAUCAAGCCUUGAGUCCAGAAAUCCUCCUCGCAGAUCAUCUGCUUCUGAUAGCUUACCUCCUCAACGAAGGCCGGUUUCUGCAUCUCAAGCAUCGGAUAGAAGAGCCGGGUUGUCUACAUCUGGGUACAGAAAAGAUGAAUUCAAUUGGAGACAAGGUAACCAAGAUGCAAAUGAAGAGGUAACAAGAGCUUCGGCGGCGCUGGAAAAUCUUCAGCUUGAUAGGAAAACUCGGAACUUAACAUCGUCUUGGAGGAAUGUGAGGGAUGGAACAAAUGAAGAAGAAGGGAGGGAUUGAUUUAGGCCUUUGGAUAAAAAAAAAUCAGCAUCUGGAUUAGUAGUAAUGGUUUGUGUACGUGAUAUAUGUAUGUUUCUCCUUAUAUUUGCAACUGCGUUUUCAAUUAGCCUUUUUUUAACGCACGAACCUCUGUCUCUCCUUAAGAACAAAAAAUAUUAAACAGUUAAUGUUUUC
This is a messenger RNA of Arabidopsis arenosa, 1040 nucleotides long. The record is from the annotation of a GenBank genome assembly. Lineage: Eukaryota; Viridiplantae; Streptophyta; Magnoliopsida; Brassicales; Brassicaceae.